Haliotis rufescens (red abalone) is the source of this 2292-nucleotide messenger RNA. RefSeq names its product hemicentin-1-like. Bases 2 to 1519 code for a protein of 505 amino acids. Gene Ontology annotation, cellular component: cell-cell junction. The transcript is spliced from 9 exons. Gene Ontology annotation, biological process: cell-cell adhesion. Gene Ontology annotation, molecular function: cell adhesion molecule binding. NCBI's taxonomy places the organism in Eukaryota, Metazoa, Mollusca, Gastropoda, Lepetellida, Haliotidae. The record is from RefSeq and is a predicted model, not a curated record.
UAUGAAGCCGUUCAGUUGCACACAACAAUAUGGAAAUAGCUACGACAAAAGAAUUACUUCCCUUGAAAAACGUCGGGUCGACAUAUGUGUCAUUAAAUUAACCAAGUCAAAACAUUUCCCUCAAACCUCCAUAACGGCGAUCACAGUGGAAGCCAUGAAGACAUCUUGUUACGCUGGCGUCUUUUUGUUAGGUGUCUGUGGGUUAGGAACAGCUUUGAUGACAAUGAAUCGGCCAUCCCCUUGGGAGGUUGUUGCCGGGAUGAAUGCUUCUGUCUCCUGCUCCGCUCAAUGCACAUCGUCAUGUAGCCUGUCCUGGAAGAAAGAGGGCGACGAUACAUUUUUUCAUGCGGGCGGAACUCUCUUGCUCCAUCCAGUUGAAAUACCAGAUCACGGAAAUUAUACCUGUGUUUUUGAGCAAGAUGCGAAUCAACGCGAAAACCAGACCAUUGAAAUUCUUGUGAACUACCCUUCGAGGAAUGUUUCCGUGUCCUUCACCAAGAUGAGCACAAAUAUCACGCUCAUGUGUUCUGUGGAUGGAUUUCCUCCCCCUCUCGUCAAAUGGUACAAGGAUGGAGUCAACAUUCACAGUGAAAAUCUGACAGAUAAAUAUGGCCGACAUCAACAUCCGGUUGAUGGUUUCAGUAGUUUCUACAGGGUGACCGACGCCGGAUGUGAAGAUGGAGGAAAUUACGUGUGUCAAGCCAACAACAAUGCUGCUUUAAAUCACAGCACAGUGGAAAACAACAUAGAGGUUGAAGUAGACUGUGAUCCAGAACUGUAUGACGCAGCUGACCAGUCCAGAGUCUAUCCACUGGUCAACCAGUCCAGAGUCUAUCCACUGGUCAAGGGAGAAACCAUCGUGGUCAAUUUCACUGUGCGAGCUAACCCAAGGCCUGUACUAGCCACGUGGACAUUCUACGGACAGUCGAAAAUAAACCUUUUGAAAAAUAAUUCAGAUAGAAUGGAUGAAUACCGAUUGAAUAACUCGUCGGACAUCUAUUAUUUUGAAUUUUCCCAUUUUAAUGUCACUGACAACAGAAGAGGGCUGUACAGUGCAGUUCUGGCCAAUGGUGUUCAGUACCCUCUGAAUCUGACCUAUACUCUGAGUAUAGAAUCUGAAUCAGGAACGUCGUCCAGCGCUCCAUAUCUCAACAGUACAAACCAAGUGAACGUCACCAGUUCGUGCCUGGACCUUGAGUGCAACUACAUGUUUGUCUUCAUCAGUGGAGGUGUAUUUCUGGUGGUAUUGAUCCUGGUCGUGGUUAUUGCCGUCGUUCUGCACGGUCCCCUGAAUGUGCUGGUGAGAUGCGUAACUGGUCUGUUCUAUUGCAAGUGUUGCGGUGAUGGUCUGAGGAAGCUGUGGGUGUCGGUGCCGUCAAAUGAGGACAUUAACGAGGACGACUUGGACUACAACUUUGUGAUGCGGAAAGGCGGGUUCCCCAUCGGUGCCAGCAAUGCUUACAUCCUUGACACGCCCAUGUCCUUUGGGUCAGUCCAGGUACAAACCACGGGGUGCUAAACGUCAGCUGGAACAGUUUCCAACUACACAAAAGAGACAAAAUCCUUUCCAUAAUCAUAAAAAAUAUGUUAAAAGAUGAGUCCAUUGAUCGAUUCCGAAUGCAUCAGAAUAAUGUGUCUACGAAUCAUUGUCAAAUCAGUAGAACACGGAUAUAACGAACUACAAGGGACCAGAGAAAUGAGUUCGUUAUAUCCGUUGUUCGUUAUACACGUUUUCGCUCGGAAACGUCCGCCAUCUUGGAUAAGACAAAACACAAUACACGUAAUUGCAGUGUUACACGUGAAAUCUUCAUGGCCUAAUUUCACUGCAAGUUCGCCAGCUUUGGUCUGCAGUAACGGACCACUAACCGGAAUGUUUUCGCUUCUCACGGCUUGAAACCAUUUGAAGAGGGCGUCCUCUACGUCUUGGUGAUUGGCAGCUCGUAACCUCUUCCGGGCGGGGCCAAAUUCAGUCGAGUCGCAGGAUUCAAGAAUGGAUUCUCCCUUGUGAUGACAACAGAUGCUCGCAAUGAGUUGCGUGAACUGCACUGGCUAUAGUUGUCCACCCUGCUCUUCCUGCGAUAGUCGACCGCCUCCGUGUUUCAGGUAUAAAACAGAAUUCAUCCACUCACUCUCCGCUCAUUCAAUUAUCUUGUAUAUGACAUGGGGACCUUCCUGUUAAAGGACCGCUUCCGUGGUCUAGUGGUAGAGCGUCCACCCGGAGUGAGAAAGGUCCCGGGUUCGAUCCCCGGCCGCGUCAUACCAAAAGACGUUAAAAGAUGGUACUUGUUGUUA